AUGGAUGCCCUUCCGUGUGGGCUCACCAUUUGUCUCCUCUCUCUCUCUCUUUUUCUGCGUGUGCUGCUGCCGUUUCUGUCGUGGAGGGCGGAGAAGGGGAGAGCGAGGAAGAGAGGAGUAGGAAGAAAGUCACACAUACACACACGGAGAGGCGGGGGAAAGACGGUGAAAUCACCGGGUGAAAUGCGCAGGGCGUGCGCCUCUUCCUCCUGCUCCGCGCUGACGGCGAGUUGCAGCUGCUCGGAGAGGACAAGCUGGAGCGCGUCCGAUGGUGGAUGUAGCUGCUGCCGCGGUGUUGGACAGUCGUCAUCAUCACCGUCAUGUUGUUCUUGCUCCUCUUGCUUUUCCCGCAGUUGUUCCUGCUCCGUGUACCCGUCCUGCUACUACUCGCAGGACACCGCCCCGAGCCACGCGAGCAGUCGCUCUCGUGAUUGUACCACCUUUUACACAUUCCAGGAGGAUAUUUUGAUGGAAGUUCCGCGGCUGCUACGUUUUUCCAACCUGCCUCCUUUAUCGUCUGCAGCCGCAGGGCCGAGGGACCGCCGCGUGGGCUCUGACGCCGUGUCUGCUCCUCUUUCCCCUCCCCCUCUUCCGCAUGCCGCCUCAGUCAUCGGGACGGAGGCAAACCGGUCAACGGUCGCGACACAGACGGAGGAAAGCGCACAUGCAGAGACGAUCCACCGUGCAUAUUCACCGCAGCAGCGCUCCAUUGGCACAUGGACGGCACCUGUGAAGAGUACACGUGCAACGUCGCCUAUACCAACGGUUCUUGUGGAUGCCGCCAACAACACAGAGAUGAGUGGGGCGCAGUGGGAAGGGCAGUCGCACGAGCUCCUGCAGAAAACGACACUUUUACAGGAGCAAUUAUGCCGUAACAAUUUUCUUGAGACACGUCAAAUUUCGAUGGAACUCGCUUUCACGUCGGCACAGGAGCGAAUAAAGCAGGGUGAGGAGAGACACAAGGCUGCUAUAUCAUAUCUGACGGCGGCAAGGGACGAGCACAGGCUAGAGUUGGAGCGAUUAGAGUUGACAUGCCGGCAAAGUCUGUUUGAUCAUGAGGCAGAGUUAAGGUCAAUGCUCCACACUUUGCUGGGGUCAUGGCGAACCGCAACGCUGUCGACUGAGCAAACCCGCAACGGACAUGAGCGGUUUCUGCGCGCUGCGCGGGGUUACUCCCAGUUUGAGGAUAACACUUUCCAUCAACUUAUCCUGGACGAGGUGAGACACCGUGAAGAGGUGAAGGACUCUGAGUGGCAAUCCCUUCUUGCUCUUCGGCAAUUGCGUGAGUUGGCGGAAAAUUGUCAGCGUGAGUCAUCCCGCACCACUGCCGCAAUAAAUUUGGCCGAAGAGGAGAAACGCGCGGCAAUUAUGGCGAAGAAGGCAGUGGAGGAAAAAUUACGUGACGUGUUAGAGCGUGAGAAGGAACUUCGUCUUCAGUAUUUGCACGUGCUGCGUCUUCCCACAACAACCAUUGUUUCCUGUAGUCACCAGUCGAAUGCCGCCACAUCUGUGGAGGAAGACAUUCCUGUACAUGCACGGUUUGUUCGUGCACAUAAGGAGGCUGUGGAUGCCGUCCGUGCUCAGCGUCGUCACACCAUUGGGCAAAUUCACAUUUUUUAA
Molecule: messenger RNA, 1620 nt
Organism: Trypanosoma cruzi
Lineage: Eukaryota; Euglenozoa; Kinetoplastea; Trypanosomatida; Trypanosomatidae
Exons: 1
Coding region: 1-1620 (539 amino acids)
Source: RefSeq, a predicted model, not a curated record